Molecule: messenger RNA, 687 nt
Organism: Rotaria sp. Silwood2
Lineage: Eukaryota; Metazoa; Rotifera; Eurotatoria; Philodinida; Philodinidae
Source: the annotation of a GenBank genome assembly
AUGGCGAUUCAUUUAACAGAAUCUGCAGGUGUUGUCAAAAUUUUUCGUUUUGUUGACAAUGAAUAUAAUCCAAGAUUAUUUCCAUUGAUCAAUGAUUUUUUAACAUAUGAACUCGUAACUCUUGAACCAUGUUUAGAGCCGAUUGUGGUUCGAAUUUAUUUAUUAGAUCAAAUCAUUCAAAUAGUCAAAGACAAGUAUCUCACGCGAGAUGAAUCAGCUACAAUAUUUCUCUAUACAAUAGAAUGGGAUGGUAGUACUCUCUAUCAAAUGAUUAAUCGAGAUCUUCAUUCAGAAGAGCAGCCAGUUCCAACGUCUUGGCUUCCCUACCUGAAAUUAUUCUUUACUGCUUUAAAUAAAUUGCCCAAUAUUCAAAUGAAUGCGUGGCGAAGUAUUCAAGAAGAUACGAUCAAGGAACUAGACAAAAACGAUGAAUUUAUCUGGUGGAAUAUUACUUCAUCCUCAUCGUCGAUUGAUGUUAUUAAAGAUUUUAUUGAAAUAAAUUCAAGAUUAUUAGUAAUUAAAACAACAACUGGAAAGAAUAUCUCCAACUAUUCGAAUUUUCCAGAUCAACAUGAGAUUAUUCUUUGUUCAGAUACUCGACUACGUUUCAUGAAAAAUAUUCAAGAUCCUAGAUCUUUGGUAGACAUAACGAAUUUACAAGAGGUAACUUCAUGCUCAUGCCGAUGA